Molecule: messenger RNA, 282 nt
Organism: Staurois parvus
Lineage: Eukaryota; Metazoa; Chordata; Amphibia; Anura; Ranidae
Source: the annotation of a GenBank genome assembly
CAAAAAGAACAGUAAAAAUGCAGGCAGGGCGCCGGACAAAGCACUCGGGACAAAAUGUAUGUGAAAUGUCACUUUUUGACAUUUUUAAAUUUCCCGCCGUUCCGUCCCCCGUACGUCCCGACGUCGCAGAGAAACGGAACCCGGAAGACAGAUGCCGGCAUCGGCCGGAGGACAUUGCCGGGGACACUGCAGGGGGGACAUCGCGGGAGCGCAGGACAAGGUAAGAGGAGAACAGAUCGCUGCAGGGUAUUCCCGAGUGUAGUUCAGGGUUACCGCUUGUGG